CGGGGCGGGGCUCUGUGAUGUCACCGUCCCCACGCUGCGCUGCUGUUUUUGUGUCCCCAGCUCCUGGAAAAGCCUCCGGGAUCUCUCCACCUGGCCAUCCCCUAGAUCCAAGCCAGGGCACACCAGAUCCUUCCGGAGCGUGUGGCCGAGCAGUGUCGCGAAGGGAGCUGACAUUGCUGAAGCGACUCCUAACGAAGUGAAAUUGGCAGAAGGCAGCCGGACGCGAGAGCCCAAUCUUCAGCGAGCGAGGCCGGCCCCGCGCGGGGGUCACAGAAGCCCUGCGGUCCAUCAUGAAGUUCCAGUACAAGGAAGACCACCCCUUUGAGUAUCGGAAAAAGGAAGGAGAAAAGAUCCGGAAGAAAUACCCGGACAGGGUCCCUGUGAUUGUGGAGAAGGCUCCCAAAGCCAGAGUGCCCGAUCUGGACAAGAGGAAGUACCUAGUGCCCUCUGACCUCACGGUUGGCCAGUUCUACUUCUUAAUCCGGAAGAGGAUCCACCUGAGACCUGAGGACGCCUUAUUCUUCUUUGUCAACAACACUAUCCCUCCCACGAGUGCUACCAUGGGCCAGCUGUAUGAGGACAACCACGAGGAGGACUAUUUUCUGUAUGUGGCCUACAGUGAUGAGAGUGUCUAUGGGAAGUGAGUGGUGGAGCCCAGCAGACGGGAGCACCUGGACUUGGGGGUAGGGGAGGGCUGUGUGUGGGACUUGGGGUAAGCGAGGAGGAGACCGAAGGCGAAGACAUCUGGAAACAUUACAUCGCACACACCGUCAUCAUCUUUUCAUACGCUCAACUGAUAUUUCUUGCUGCUUCCUCGGCCUAGGGAGAAACGCGACGGGACAUAGCUGUUGGACUGGCUUUGAUGGAAGAAUGGGGAUAACAGAAUUUCAUAGCAUUACUGGGAAUUCAUUUUUGUGCUGUGUCAUAGAAGGUGGGCAAGUUGGAGCCAGAGAUGAUUGAAGUCCAGCAGCAAACUCCCUGCUCUCCCUUCUCUUUGGGCAGAGAUUCUACUUUUUGACAUUUGCACAAGACAGGUAGGGGAAGGGGACAAGAUGUGUUUUAGGACUUAUGCUAGUGGACCAUUCUGGGGACCAAAAGAGAUGCACUAUAACUGAAGCCAUGUGGUCCCCGAUCUGCCCUAUCUCCAUUCCACCCCCAUCCCAGGCGCAAACUCGCACGCACACGCCACAGGUACCGUCCCAGUGGUGGCGGUCGACAUUGCCAUUUAGAUGCAGCUCUCUUACCUUUGGAAGCUAGGACGCAGGCACGAAGGUGGUCACGGUGACAAAGAUAGUUUUUGAUAGGAUUAAACUGGAGCCGGCUGAGUGUUGAGCAUCUCUGUCUAACCUGCUCUCUCUGGCAUCCCUUAUCCCACACCUACCUUGGCAUUUCACGAGCCUCAGGCAUUCUCAAUUGCAGGGUAGAACCGCUCCUCCGACAUUUCCCAUGCACAGGGACAGAGAUGUCUUACAUGUGGAAGGGGCAGGAAUGAGGUAAGACCAAAGUCUCCACCUGCCACUCACCCAGACUCUUGCCCCCUUGCUGCCAUCCCCUCCGUCUCACAUGCACAGGAAGACUAAGUGGUGGCCAGCUGCUCCCUCCUCUGGUUUUCAUCCACCGCAGCUGCUAGUUAGCAAAGUUUGGAGGAACGCCUUUUAAUGAAUCAUGGGGAGUUUAUUGAUUUAUUUUCACUUUAGGGGUUCUGUGGGGUGGGGGUGGGUAGGAGGACUUGCACUCAGACAUGACAUUUCAAUUCAUCUCACUAAUGAGAAGGGCCUUCCGGUUGGAAGAAAUCUGUGUGUCAGCGCUGUCAGCUGAGGGUUCUCGUGUAAUGAAAUCAGUGCUGUGAGGACAAGGAAAUAAAUUGCGUACCUUAAAACCCAGA
Molecule: messenger RNA, 1885 nt
Organism: Tupaia belangeri chinensis (Chinese tree shrew)
Lineage: Eukaryota; Metazoa; Chordata; Mammalia; Scandentia; Tupaiidae
Gene: GABARAPL1
Product: GABA type A receptor associated protein like 1
Exons: 4
Coding region: 291-644 (117 amino acids)
Source: RefSeq, a predicted model, not a curated record